Molecule: messenger RNA, 1442 nt
Organism: Rubroshorea leprosula
Lineage: Eukaryota; Viridiplantae; Streptophyta; Magnoliopsida; Malvales; Dipterocarpaceae
Source: the annotation of a GenBank genome assembly
ACGUUUCUGCUCUUCUUUCCCGUCCCCCUGCAGCCGAACAAGGAAGCCCAUAGCCCCGACGCCUCUCCUCUUGAGAAAACCGAAUCCCGAAUCUGCUCUGCUCCUUCCUUCCUCACCGCCGGCUGCUCUUGAUUGUGGGUGUGACUUUCUCUAAUUUCUGAUUGCGUGAUUUUUCUCCUGCACUUGCCGCCAGCCUUCCCCCAAACUGCAGUCCGGUUUUUGCUGGGAAAAUUCUGGUUUCUGAUCGUUCUGUCAGUUUGGCACUGAGAUCGAUUAUUUGGUUUUAUGUGAGUGAGGUAAGUAAAUUUAUGAUAAUAUCCGUACAGUUUUUAAAAGCAUGUUUUAACUUAUUUUUGAAGUAGUGGUGGGACUAAACCCGUUUUAUACAAAAGUAAGUAUGACUGAUUUGAAGUGAAAUUUUUAUGCUUUUCAUUAAAUUGAGCAUGCUUACUUGAAAUUUAAUUGAUUAUCCUGAUGAUCUGAAAGUGAUUGUUGAAUUAUGAUUUUUUUGUUAACUUCAGCCUGUUUUGUCUCCGAUAUGGUCAUGUUAUUCGUGUACCCACUAGUGGGAGGUUUAUAAAUGCUAGCACAUGUUGACAUGUUACUGAUAGAACCGGUUCGUUUAUGUUAUCCUGCUAGUGGGAUUAUACACUAGUAAAUCAUGUGCCUGCCAGUGGGAGGUUUAUAACACUGGCAUGACCUAUAGAGGAAACGUCUAUUUCGUUUCCAUACCCGUAUCUGUUUUUUGUGAGUACAUAUGUUGGCAUGCUGAAGCGAAGUCAAGGACGGGGAAACCAUGGAAAGUGACGAUUUCUUUUUUUUUGGUUUCCCGCCCGGUAUCCGGGGCGAAGCCCCGACUAAUCCGGACUCGACCCGCGUCGCGCACCUGGAAAUGGUGGGUGAAUCUCCCAGCGGGGGCUGCUGCAUACACAAAAUCUCGAACUCGAGACCUGCUUAAGCUGAAACAAGCCGCUUACCACUUGAUCCAACCCCUCGUUGGUGUUUAAUUUAGUAUAUGAAUCAACACUUUUAUCACUUUAACCGACUCCAAUCUCAUAAUUUCAGUAAUAACCAAUGUAUUAUUCCAUUGGCAGGAUUACAGAAUGAACCGGUCCUAUCGGUAUAUAUGUCGACAUGUGCUAGCGUUUGUAAACUCCCACUAAUGGGCGUCAGUAAUCUGUAAUCAUGACUAUAUUAGAGACAAAACUAUGUAGGAUUUACAGAAAAAAUCCGUAAUUCACAAUCAAUCUCAAAUUUCAAGAAUAAAUCGGAAAAUUUUCCAUGUGGGCAUGGAUUUAACAGGAAAAUCAUCAUUUACAAAAAUUCUCAAAUCAUCUGGGCAGUUAAGUUAACUCCAAGUAGGCAUGCUCAACUCAAUGAAAAUGAUAAUAAUUCCAUUUCAAACCAUUCAUGUUCGGUGCUAAUAAAAUCAAUUUAAACCU